Molecule: messenger RNA, 501 nt
Organism: Thlaspi arvense
Lineage: Eukaryota; Viridiplantae; Streptophyta; Magnoliopsida; Brassicales; Brassicaceae
Source: the annotation of a GenBank genome assembly
AUGGCGGGUGAGCAAAUGAAACCUGCUGCUUCUCUACUUCUGGUGCUGAACUUUUGCAUGUAUGUGAUUGUUCUAGGGAUUGGAGGAUGGGCCAUGAACCGAGCCAUCGACCAUGGAUUCGAAAUCGGUAAGUACACGAUCAUGACUGGCCCUGAUUUCAAUCUUCCAGCACAUUUCUCCCCAAUUUAUUUCCCGAUGGGGAACGCAGCCACAGGGUUCUUUGUGAUAUUCGCGUUGCUUGCGGGAGUUGUUGGUGCGGCUUCCACAAUCUCGGGCCUUAGCCACAUUCGUUCUUGGACCGUGGGAAGCUUACCGGCUGCAGCCACAGCUGCAACUAUUGCGUGGACACUCACAGUCCUUGCCAUGGGAUUCGCAUGGAAAGAGAUCGAGCUUCACGUGCGAAACGCAAAACUGAGAACCCUGGAGGCGUUCUUGAUCAUACUAUCAGUCACACAGCUUCUUUACAUCGCUGCUGUUCAUGGCGUAAGGAGACCUGCUUAA